UACGAUACUCGCUUACAACAACCAAACAAACUCCUCCAACUCUGCCGCCAAAAUCCCUCUCAACGCACCGUUUAAGGCUUUAAGCAAUCACUAACUACUGCUUCACUUUCUUUCUCCAUCGGCGGUUCUCUUCUCGAAUGCCGAGUCACUGACUCACUUCUUAUAACCCUACAAAAAGACCACAAUGUCCUCGAGACGCCACUCGCUGAGUGGUCCUCCCCAACUCAGUGGUACCGCUUCGACUCACGAGCUCCGGCAACGAGUCAUUACCUGUCUCAACAAACUCUCCGACCGCGACACUCUCGCCGGAGCUACUGUAGAGCUUGAAUCCAUUGCUAGAACCCUAAGUCAUGACUCUUUCUCAUCUUUUCUCUCUUGCAUUCAUAACACUGAUUCGUCUUCUAAAUCUCCGGUUCGUAAACAAUGUGUUAACCUUUUGAGCCUUCUCUCGCGUUUCCAUGGUGACGCUCUAUCUCCUUUUCUUUCGAAGAUGAUUGCUACUGUCCUCCGUCGUCUGAGAGAUCCCGACUCCGUCGUAAGAUCCGCUUGCGUCGACGCUGUUGCGGAGAUGUCGUCGCGCAUCACUCGACCUUCGUUCUCCGUUGCUUUCCUGAGGCCGUUCAUGGACGCAUUAGCGUUGGAGCAGGACGUGAAUGUGCAGAUCGGCGCCUCACUUUGCCUCGCCGCGGCUAUUGAUGCAGCGCCGGAGCCGGACGUUGAGUCGCUCCGGAGGACUACGCUUCCAAGGCUAGGGAAGCUUCUGAAGACGGACUCGUGUAAGGCGAAGGCGCCGUUGUUGGUGCUGAUCGGAAGCGUUGUAUCUGUCGGCGGUGCUUCGAGUCGCGGGGCAAUGAAUUGGUUGGCUCCAUGCCUUGUCGAGUUUCUUGGUAGUGAGGAUUGGACUGUGAGAAAAGCCUCUGCGGAGACAUUGGGGAAAGUAGCUUCAGUGGAGAAAGAUUUGGGGUCGCAGCAUAAAGUUCUGUGUCUGGAUUCGUUGCAAAAUAAACGGUUUGAUAAGGUCAAAGUUGUUCGAGAUACUAUGAAUCUGGCAUUGGAUAUGUGGAAGAAAGUAAAAGAUGUGUCUGAAAAUGCUCCUAGUCCGGUUAAGUCUGCAUGUGUUUCAGUUGGAACAGAAGAUGGUAAAGGUCUGUGUGCAACCAAAAGUUCACCCUUAGUUGGCUCUAAAUUGUCUCAACUAAAUAAAAUGGUCUCUUCAAAAAGGUCACCUCCAUCUACAGUUUCAUUUAAAUCCUCGGGCAAAAGAGAAAUUCCUAUAAAGAGUAAUGACAAGUAUUCAAGAAUGGGGAUGUUGCGCCAGCAAGAUCAUGAGAAAUUAUCUGAUGAAAAACUUCAAACUCCAGUAUUGAAGUCCUCCCAUUCAAACAUGACCAAGGAAGAUGAUAUUAAAAGGUGUGAUUUUGAAUCUUCUAAGUCACCCACAUAUCAGAAUGCGACAAAUUCGAGGGUUGAUGUAAGUCGAGUUUUCCUUAACAAGAUGUCAGAUGAGAAAAUGCGGAAGCUUGGUGGUUCAAACUCUCGUGUAGUUCCAUGUGAUGAUGAUGACGAUCUCGACACAGAUGUUACUGUCAACAAUGUUAAUGAAGUUUGUGAGAGCCCACAAGAUGUUGAGGAUUUGUCUUUGAUACGGGAACAACUUUUACAAAUAGAAAACCAGCAAUCAAAUCUGUUAGACCUCCUCCAGAGGUUUAUUGGAACCUCCCAAACUGGGAUGAAUUCUCUGGAGUCACGUGUACAUGGUCUAGAAAUGGCAUUGGAUGAAAUAUCAUAUGAUUUAGCAGUAUCAAGUGGCAGGAUUCCCAACACUGAUGCCAUAGAAGACAUGUGUUGCAAGCUACCUGGUUCUGACUUUCUGAGUUCUAAAUUCUGGAAGAAGACAGAAGGUCGGUACUCGACGUCAAGGUUCUCUUUUGGAAGCUCAGCACCAAUGAAUAAUGUGCAUAAUGCAACUGAUAGAAAUGGAAGCAAAGAAAUAUUAAGUACAAAUAGCAAAAGAUUUCAGCUUCGAAGGGAUGAGGGUGGAUAUCUUGUGAACCCAUUGCCAGAAGUUCAAAGCGAUUUGAAGGGUCAUUCAGGGCAACUAUCGUAUAAAUUCUCUAAAAACUUUGUUCAAGAUGCUGGGAGUGCACAAAGUAACAGUUCCAGCAGAUUUGAAGGCAUUUCAUCAACUAGGGAAAUAAUGAGGAACCAGAAUAUCAGGUCAUCUGCUUAGAGAAGACAGAUCGCAGCAAGCAUCAUCUCUCCUUGCUUGUUGGUUUAGGUUGCAGUGCACAAGAUGUAUUACAGAUGAGGAAAUUUUCUUCUUGUGUAAGCUUGUAGAAAUGUAAUGCAGACGUAGAAGUUUUCUUUGACAUGUAUCUUAAUUAGAUUAUUGUAUUAUGUAUUUGUCCCUUUAAUAUUAGCAGUAGAUAGCAAAGAAAGUGAUUAUUCCAUAGGAUGCAUGGGUGAAGUAUAUGUUGGUUGUUUGGUGGAAUAUAAGAAAUUAGCAUUGUAAAUAAGUUUAGAUGGUCAAAGGUUAGAGCAAUUGAUACCUUGGGACGAGUUCCAAAUUGCAAUUUUCUAUUUAUCAGGAUUUAGUGA
Molecule: messenger RNA, 2598 nt
Organism: Lathyrus oleraceus (garden pea)
Lineage: Eukaryota; Viridiplantae; Streptophyta; Magnoliopsida; Fabales; Fabaceae
Product: TORTIFOLIA1-like protein 4
Exons: 5
Coding region: 185-2230 (681 amino acids)
Cellular component (GO): microtubule
Molecular function (GO): microtubule binding
Source: RefSeq, a predicted model, not a curated record